Gilbertella persicaria is the source of this 1118-nucleotide messenger RNA. RefSeq lists its product as uncharacterized. The record is from RefSeq and is a predicted model, not a curated record. Bases 330 to 1088 code for a protein of 252 amino acids. The transcript has a single exon. Lineage: Eukaryota; Fungi; Mucoromycota; Mucoromycetes; Mucorales; Choanephoraceae.
CAUCAUCUUACAUAAAUGACUCUAAGACGCGCCAUGUAUGACAUGAAACGCCAUCAAAGAGUCUAAUUCAGUAUAGUCUAAUUUAUUUUUUUGUUCUUCCUCGACAGCUUCUAGCUCUUCUAGAACGUUAAAUUCUUUAAUGUGUCUAUGGAAUGUGGAUAAAGUUUGAAUAUCUAAAAGAAAUGUUGACAAAUCUACGCUUCUUGGUUGCUUUGAUAAUUAUCAAAGGGAAUGUUAUCUUUUUUCACAUGAUGAGAUACUCAAACGGCUUUUUUUUCUGUAUUUAUAGCCUCUUCUUCUGCUUCGACUGAAAGCACAUAACAAUCAAUAUGCGUUUGACUUGUGCUAUCCCAGCAGCUGUUAUGCUGUUGUCUUCCUUCGUUGCUGCAUUAGAUAAUGCUGAAUUUAAUUCUGCUUCUAUCCAAUCAAUGGAGCGUCCUAAUGUUGCUUUUUACAAGAAGAACCAAGGUGAUGGUCGCUAUCUUGAGGAGGAUUUCAAAGACGAUGAGGGUCAAGGCAUUAUUAUUAUUGAUAGAGUAACAGAAACGAUCACAAUAAAAGAAAUAGCCACAGUCACAGAAAAAGAAAUGGUCACAGUCACAGAACAAGAAAUGAUCACAGUCACAGAACAAGAAAUGAUCACAGUCACAGAAUUGGACACAGUCACAGAAAAAGAAACGAUCACAAUCGCAGGACCAGAUACAAUUACGGAAACCGUUUCUGUAACUGUAACCGUCCCAUCUUCACCUAUUCCAAGAUGUUUUAAGGCAGACACAAGAACUCCAGUACAACAGCGUGGUACUCCAUUCUCAUACUCUGAUUGUGCAGCUGUUUGUCAAAGACGGAACCUUCCUAUCGCAGGUCUUCAGUACCGUGUUCGUCAAAACAGCAACAAUCUUUAUGCUUGUUUCUGUUACCCUAGUGGUGGAACUUUGCCUAGCACGCCAUCGGAUCGAUGCCAUCUAUUCCAAGAAAGUAGUAACCCCAAUUACUUAUACUACUAUGGUGAAACUGUUAACGAAAUCUAUCUGUUCCCUGCUACCCAAGGUAAUGUACUAAGCGGUAUCAACAAUCCAUCUGCCCCUUAAAUAUUUACUCAAUAAACUUAACACUUGACU